AGUGACGUCUGUCGCAAGUUCCGCCCCGCUCAGCGCCCAGACUGCUGCAUUGACCGCACAGAGCAUCAGGGACGGACUUUCACUCUCCUAUCCAUCACCACAAUGGGAAUUAUUCCGUUCUUUCAGAACCGAGCUCUGAUCCCGUACUAUCUAAAGCCAGUCCACUUCGAGACACAGACUAUAAGAAGCUGCCGGCGGAGGGAGAGACAGCUGUAGAGAUAUAUGUUAUUUGCCUUAGCCUGUGUUUAGUGUUUCUACCAGGGGAGUCCGGUACUGACCCCGGGCUGGCGUACCACCGUUUGAAAUGAGAACACGUAUUUCCAUACAAUUUGGAGAUGGGCAUUUGCAGAUUUGAGCUGAGUCUUUUGGGGAAAUACAUCAGGAAAAUGUCGGUGGUCUACAUUUCGGUGGCGCUGCUGUGUAUGCUGGUGGGUGCCCCUGCCCCCCCGCUCCCCAGCCCUGGCCCCCCGGGGCCCCUUUCCACCCGCCACUACUACCACCCCCACCCCCCCACGGGUGCUCGGCUGCUCUGUGACAAGUGUCCCGCCGGCACCUACGUGUCCCGCCACUGCACCCCCGCCAGCGUGAGGGAGUGCAGCCGUUGCCCCAGCGACACCUUCACCCCCGGGGAGACGGGGGCCCAGCAGUGCCACCCCUGCCGGUCGGCCUGCCCCCCCGGUCUGCUCCAGAAGCAGCCCUGCUCGCCCGUCCAGGACCGCCUGUGCGUGUGCCCGCCGGAGAGCUUCCCCCUGGGGGGCGUGUGCCAGCCCCUGAGCCUGUGCCCACCCGGGGAGGGGGUGAGGAGGCGGGGGGGCGAGAGGGAGGACGUGCGCUGCAGGCCCUGUGCCAGGGGGACCUUCUCAGACGAGGCCUCAAGCGUGCUCAGGUGCCGACCGCACACAGACUGCCUGGAGCAUGGCCUGGUGCUGCUGCAGCAGGGAACCAAGGACUCUGAUAACAUCUGUGGGCCUGCCCCCUCCCUCUCGCCUCUGGGAUCUGCACUCACUGGCUUUGUACAAGAUGGCUCCACAUGGUCCAGGCUGCCAGCUGACAGGGGUCUGAGAGCAGGUGUGCAGGACCUGGAUCUCUCCUCAGGGCUGCUGGUCUUCGCUCCCUCAGGAACCCUGGAGACCCUGACCCUGGCCUCCACCCCCACCCCCCCUCCAGCCUCCAGCCCCACACACACCCCCGCCCCACACACACCACCUUUCCACCUCCCACCCACCGCAAGCACAGCGCCACCCGUGGGCACCCCCCCCCCUUCCGGGGGGUUGGAGGAUGGCUCAGGGGGCAGGGUGGGGCAUGGCGGAGGGGGGUACAAGCCCCCCAGGAGGGGCUCCCCUCGCCCCAGUGCCCACAGCCACUUCGACAUCAACGAGCACCUGCCCUGGAUGACGGUGCUGCUGCUGCUGGUGGGGCUGCUGCUGGUGGUGGGCUGCAGUGUGAAGCGGAGCUCCCGCACGCUGGAGAAGGGCCCCCGACAGGACCCCAGCAGCAUCGUGGAGAGGGCCAGCCACAAGAGGACCACGCACACACAGGCCAGGGAGAAGUGGCUCUACUACCCUAACGGACAGGGGGUGGACAUCCUGAAGCUUGUGUCAUCUCAGAUGGGGGGUCAAUGGGUUGACAUGUAUCAGUCUCUGGCCAAUGCCUCUGAGCGCGAGGUGGCAGCCUUCUCCAGCAGCUACGGGUCGGACCAGGAGCGAGCUUACGCCGCUCUGCAGCACUGGACGGUCCGUGACCACGACGCCAGCCUGGCCAAGCUGAUCAGCGCCCUGCACAGGCACAGACGCACCGACGUGGUGGAGAAGAUGCGCUGCGUCAUAGAAGACAAUCCUCAGUUUGAUGUGGCCCAGCUGAUGGUGUGUGUGAAUGUUCCUGCGGGCCCCAGCCCCCCCUGGCCUGCUGACGGUCCUGGCGUGGUGGAGGGGUCUCCCGUGGACCGCAGCAAGGGCUUCUUUCCCGACGAAUCAGAGCCCCUGCUGCGCUGUGACUCCACCUCCAGCAAAGACUCUGCCCUCAGCAGGACCGGAUCCUUCAUUACCAAAGAGAAGAAAGACACAGUUCUUCGCCAGGUCCGUCUUGACCCAUGUAACCUGCAGCCCAUUUUUGACGACAUGUUGCACAUCCUGAACCCUGAAGAGCUGCGUGUGGUGGAGGAGAUCCCCGCUGCCGAGGACAAGCUGGACCGCCUGUUUGAGAUUGCUGGUGUGAAGAGCCACGAGGCGAGCCAGACGCUGCUGGACUCAGUCUACAGCCAUCUACCUGAGCUGCUCUAGGGCCAUCUACCUGAGCUGCUCUAGGGCCAUCACCCUGAGCUGCUCUAGGGCCAUCACCCUGAGCUGCUCUAGGGCCAUCACCCUGAGCUGCUCUAGGGCCAUCACCCUGAGCUGCUCUAGGGCCAUCACCCUGAGCUGCUCUAGGGCCAUCACCCUGAGCUGCUCUAGGGCCAUCACCCUGAGCUGCUCUAGAGCCAUCACCCUGAGCUGCUCUAGGGCCAUCACCCUGAGCUGCUCUAGGGCCAUCACCUCCUGCUCUCCUCUCCUCCUCCUACUCUCCUCCUCCUACUCUCCUCUCCUCCUCCUACUCUCCUCUCUCCUCCUCCUACUCUCCUGCUCUCCUCUCCUCCUCUCCUCUCCUCCUCCUGAUCUCCUCUCUCCUCUCCUUCUCCUGCACUCCUCUCGAGUUUUGGCAUGUCUUCCACCCUCAGACAGCCUUCGCCAUUAACCUUACCCCUAACCCCUGACCCCUGAAAUGCUCCAGUCCACCCAGCUCACUCUUCCUGCCAGUUUAACCAGGGAGUCCUUCCCCCCCCCCCACCCACCCAGCCCCCCCUCCUCUUCCUCUCCUCCCUGGGCCCAGCCAGACAGGAAGCCAUGUGCCUGACCUCACCAGGUCAACAUCCUUUCCCCUAUCUCUGGGGACCGCCCCCCUGCAGGUGUCUGGACUGUCCAACAGCAACAGAACCGUCACCAACUUCCUGUAAAAACACACCCCUCGUUCUCGCCUCAGUGUAGCGUUGAUGAAGUGUUGUCUUAACAUUUUGGAGCUUGUUGUUGCUGCGCGUUGGUUCAGAAAAGGUCUUAUGCUACUGUAUGUCAACACUGUCAAAAACUAACUCUACUCAGUCCUUCAUGCAAACAUACUUUCGACACACAAUGUCUGAUCAACGCUAACGAUGUGUAUUAUAAUUAAUGCACUUAUGUUGUUUUCUAGAAAUCAUGUGAUUCGUCUGCAUUCUGCCAUGCUUCCUGCCCCCCCGUUAGUCCGAUGCUAUUGCUACCUAGCAUCUCUUCCUCUUCUGCGUUUCCUACAUUUUCUUCUAAUUGAAGUGUUCGUUUGAGUAUCAUUUUUAUUUUGUUCAACUGAUUCAUGUUUCCAGUAGAUGUUUGUCAUCUUUAUGAUUUCUCGGGCAUUCAGGCUUUUUCUUGUCUGGGGAGGAAGAGGAUUCGUCUUACCUGAGUGGAACACUCCUUAACCCUACUUGAAUCUGUCACCUCCUGGUACUUAAUUAAAAAACAAUGUAUACCUUCUAGUUCCUUCAGAAUUCUACAUUCUUCACAAAAGAAGCACCACCAAAACAAGGUUUAACGAUGAUGGAUGUCUCACUCAGUUAUGCUCUGUGCGCUGGCUCUUUGGCACCCUCCAGUGGCAGUUCUGAGAAUGAUUCCCAGAGCACUUGAGGUGUGUGGAGUCUGUUUUCAAACUUAACAUUUACAUUUAGUCAUUUAGCAGACGCUCUUAUCCAGAGUGACUUACAGUAAGUACAGGGACAUUCUCCCCGAGGCAAGUAGGGUGAAGGGCCUUGCCCAAGGACACAACGUCAUUUGGCACAGCCGGGAAUCGAACUGGCAACCUUCAGAUUACUAGCCCGCUUCCCUAACCGCUCAGCCACCUGACUCCCCAACAUGGGGAGUCAUACUUAACAUGAUGUAACCAGUGUGUUUACUACUAUGUAACCUCUUAAAAUCAACCAAUAAAAGUUUAAACAUGUGUUAUAAGGA
Osmerus eperlanus (European smelt) is the source of this 4004-nucleotide messenger RNA. It is a transcript of the gene tnfrsf21, whose product is annotated as tumor necrosis factor receptor superfamily, member 21. Gene Ontology annotation, molecular function: protein binding. Gene Ontology annotation, biological process: oligodendrocyte apoptotic process; humoral immune response; neuron apoptotic process. The record is from RefSeq and is a predicted model, not a curated record. Gene Ontology annotation, cellular component: plasma membrane. NCBI's taxonomy places the organism in Eukaryota, Metazoa, Chordata, Actinopteri, Osmeriformes, Osmeridae.